AUGAUCAUGCCUUUACAUGAACAAUUAUUGGGGUUCGUAGGGGAACGGUUGGAUAUAAGGGAUUAUGUUGACCUUAAGAUGAGUUUGGGGACAAAGAAGAAUGCAAGGGAGAUUAAAGUAAGAUUCUUGUUAGUGGAGGUCAAUACUUCAUAUAAUGUAUUGCUUGGACGACUGUGCUUAAAUGCUUUUGGAGCUAUUAUGUCCACUCCUCACUUGACAUUGAAGUACCCCUCUGAGCACGAAAGAUCGGAGGUAGCUAUGGCUGAGCUUGAUCCUAGAACAAACACGGAGGAUCAGGUGGAACCCUCAGGAGAGUUGCAACCUUUCCGUUUAGGAAAGGAAGACCAAGAUACUAUGAUGGGACGAGGCCUGACUAACGUCCAAGCCCAGGAGUUAGUCUCAAAAAAGAAGAGAAGGUUGGGAGCUGAGAAGAGAAGAGUGGCAGAUGAGGAGGUUCAUAAGUUGCUGGAGGCCGGAUUCAUUAGAGAAAUAAAGUAUACCACUUGGUUAGCAAAUGUGAUAAUGGUGAAAAAGUCCAACGACAAAUGGAGAAUGUGUAUGGAUUUCAACGACCUGAAAAAGGCAUGUCCAAAGGACACAUACCUUCUACCCAUUAUUGACGCGUUAGUUGAUGGAGUUUCGAGAUAUGAGGUUUUCAGUUUCCUGGACGUAUAUUCGGGGUAUAACCAAAUCCCCAUGUAUUGUCCGGAUAGUUAG
This is a messenger RNA of Vigna radiata var. radiata (mung bean), 717 nucleotides long. RefSeq lists its product as uncharacterized. Lineage: Eukaryota; Viridiplantae; Streptophyta; Magnoliopsida; Fabales; Fabaceae. Bases 1 to 717 code for a protein of 238 amino acids. The transcript has 3 exons. The record is from RefSeq and is a predicted model, not a curated record.